CCUGGUUAAGAUACAAUCUCUUAAGGUCAAUCACGAAGUACGACUUUAUUGUUAUUGUUAUGAAGAUGCCACUGAUAAGGAACCCUUCAUAAACCCUGCCAUUCAGGUGAUUUCGUCUUGCUAGCAGCAUUUAAGCACGCCGGCUAGGCGUGGUGGUGACAAGGAAGUGGAUUAGUCUUAACAGCUGGCUUCAUGCGAGAGAUGAGCAUUGAUCGAGCGACUGACUGCAGUAGAGGUGGAUAAGCCGUGCUCCCCGGGCGCCCUCAUGGUUCAAGCGCUGAGUAAUGUCCGCUCCUUCCUGCGAUCUGUCUGGGAAAGGUUAUGCUGCAGGUCGAAAGACAGGGCUGGGGAUGACCCUGACAACGUGAGCCAUCAAAUAGACGGGCAACGCGAUCCCACCCUGAAUGUCGACAAGUCCCUGGACAAUGGGGACUCAGAACCGCGCUAUUUUGUCCGACCCGUAGAAAUUGCGAAUUACAGGGCGCUAUGGCCGUUUGAAGCCCGGGACAAGGAAGAACUGUCCUUCCAGGAGGGGGAUCUCUUCAGAGUAGUCUUGCGGGACGGAGACUGGUGGAUGGCCAACAAAGUGGACGUGAUGGGACGCGUCGUGGGCAAAGGAUACGUGCCUUAUAAUUACCUGGCAUCUGGUCAGACGGUCGAGGGAGAGCCGUGGUAUUUCGGGAAACUGAACCGCUUUGAGGCCGUGAAGCACUUGCAGGCCCCGGAGAAUAGGAACGGCGCUUUCAUGCUGAGACUCAGCGAGAAGGAGAACGUGGGCUACGUCCUGUCAGUGAAGGACAACAACAAAGUCAAGCACUUCAAAAUCUAUGAGGUCGAGGGAAGGUUUCACGUGGACAACAUUCAGAGCUUCUCCAGUCUUGCGGAGCUGGUUGAAUACUACAAGUCACACCCUCUGGCUUCCGUCCAGGGGCUAAAGAUUGUCUGUGCAAAGAUACAACCCCAACCUCAGGACCUCUCUCACUCCACGGUGGAUGAAUUUGAGCUCCCAAAAGAGGACUUCACUCUGGGAAAGCCGCUGGGAAGUGGGUAUUUCGCAGACGUCUACAGGGGGAAGUGGAGGAAUCACACCAACGUCGCCAUCAAAGUGCUGAAAAACGAGGGCCUGGAUCAGCGGGAGGUCCAGAGGGAGAUCCAGAUGCUGAAGAAAUACCGUCACAAGCACCUGAUCAUGCUGUUCGCAGUCUGCACCUCCACGCCGCCCUACUACAUCAUCACCGAGCUGAUGGAGAAGGGCAACCUGCUGAGUUUCCUGCGAGGCCAGGAGGGCAGAGUCCUGGACUCCAACAUCCUCAUAAACAUGAGCAUCCAGGUGGCUGACGGGAUGGAGUUUCUGGAGUCGCAGCAGUGCGUCCAUCGGGACCUGGCUGCCCGCAACGUCCUUGUUGGAGAGAACUACAUCUGUAAAGUGGCGGACUUCGGACUGGCUCGCUUCAUAAAGGAUCAAGUUUACGUUACUGAUGACACGAGGAUUCCCUACAAAUGGUGCGCGCCCGAAGCCAUCAGCCACGGAUGCUAUUCCAUCAAGUCGGAUGUGUGGUCUUAUGGGGUCCUUCUCCACGAAAUCUUUUCCUACGGAGGAAUACCCUACCCUGGCUAUGGCAAUGGUGAGAUGUACAACCUCCUCAUGAAUGGAUACAGGAUGCCUGCUCCCCCUGACUGCCCAGAUCGGAUCUAUAGCAUCAUGAAUUUGUGCUGGAGUACCGCACCAGAAAGCCGGCCCAACUUCAAAGACCUGCACCGAGACCUGCUCCACGUAAACGACUAUGACCUGGAGUAAAGUUGGACUGCUGUCUCAAUACCGACCAGAAGGUGGCAGCAAUGAGCUGUGCCAGGAAAUCACAGACGCCUCCCAGUGUAGUCAGUGCUUUGUGUCCGUUUAUUUCUCUUUCUUGCCUGCAUUUUAAACUCGCUUUAAUGGUUCCUGUUAAGAAGUACAUCCAGCACCAGGUUACUAAUGCUCUUUUUCCUUUACCUCAUCGUAAGAUGCUGUUGUUCAGCACAGUUUGUCAUCAGUUGAGUCAAGCAUUAAUCUAAAGCCAACAUCAGUUUUUCAUGCUUCUUGAAAAAGUUCAGGUUCCGCAUUUUGCUAGGAUAGCUGGGCCCCUCCUGGGUCUCAAACCAGCGACCCAGGGUGUGACUCAUCAGGUUAGGUUGCUGUGCGUGGAGUCGGAAGGCUGCUGGUUCAAACCUCAGGGUUAACAGUGAUUUAAUUGUUGGGUCAAAAAGCAGUGCCCUUAACCAACAUUACUCUGGCUUUGCUUUCUAAAAGAUGUUUUUAGAUUAUUGUCUGCUAAAUAGAUGUAAUGUUUGGGUCCUCGUGCUUUAACUGAUACACUGUAUCUUGUAAAAAGGUAAUUAUUCUUGUAAUCUGUGCUGUCGUUUACAGCCAACAUGAAUGAAGUUUACAUUUAACGCGUCUGAUAUUAAUAGGGGUUCCCAUGAUGGAAAAUAUCCGACCAAUAUUCUUAAGUACAUUGAUAUUUUUUGACCUCUUCUGGAUGAAUCAUGCAGUCAGGGCUGUGUACUUUAAUUUUUUUUUUACCCAGCUCUUCAUAAUAUAAAUUUAAGUAAGAUAGUGAAUAAUAUGAAUAUUUAUGAGAGCUGUGCAUAAACCAUACACCCCCGAACUGGUUUAUUGUUGAGAAAUCACUGUGUUUUAUGCAAGACACAAUGGAUUAAACAUUUCACUGGGUUCUGUCCUUAGUGCUGCAAUAAGAAUCCUUGCAUUCUUUGAAAGGCACUUUUUUUUUUACAAUUAAUUAUGUAAUAUGUAUGGGAAAAGUGUUUUGAUUUGUUUGUUAAAAAGACUUUAUAAUCCGUGUAAAUUUCUAUUUUUAUGUUUAAGUAAAACCAACAAGUAUUAAAAUAAGCUAAUACGUUUUUAAUGGUGGAUUGUUAUUAUGUAAAUAAGUAUGUAAAUAUUGCCAUAAGUAAACCUUUCGUAGUAUCUCAACUGAAACAUCCGUGGAAAGUUAUUAAGAUAGAUACAGAAUAAACAUAUUAAAAGUGUAGUAAA
This is a messenger RNA of Brienomyrus brachyistius, 3037 nucleotides long. RefSeq names its product PTK6 protein tyrosine kinase 6b (gene ptk6b). Gene Ontology annotation, cellular component: extrinsic component of cytoplasmic side of plasma membrane. The record is from RefSeq and is a predicted model, not a curated record. NCBI's taxonomy places the organism in Eukaryota, Metazoa, Chordata, Actinopteri, Osteoglossiformes, Mormyridae. Gene Ontology annotation, molecular function: signaling receptor binding; non-membrane spanning protein tyrosine kinase activity; ATP binding. The coding region runs from base 266 to 1798 and encodes 510 amino acids. The transcript is spliced from 8 exons. Gene Ontology annotation, biological process: cell differentiation; protein phosphorylation; cell surface receptor protein tyrosine kinase signaling pathway.